Molecule: messenger RNA, 600 nt
Organism: Mangifera indica (mango)
Lineage: Eukaryota; Viridiplantae; Streptophyta; Magnoliopsida; Sapindales; Anacardiaceae
Product: transcription factor UNE10-like
Exons: 2
Coding region: 26-445 (139 amino acids)
Cellular component (GO): nucleus
Molecular function (GO): protein dimerization activity
Source: RefSeq, a predicted model, not a curated record
ACGAAGAGACAGGAUCAAUCAAAAGAUGAAAGCACUUCAAAGGCUAGUCCCUAAUGCAAGUAAGACUGAUGAAGCUUCAAUGUUAGAUGAAGUGAUAGACUACUUAAAAACCCGGCAAGCACAAGUUCGAACGAUGAUGAGGAGCAACAUGCCUCAGAUGAUGAUGCCAUUGGGAAUGCAGCAGCAUCUUCAGAUGUCCAUGUUAGCUCGCAUGGCUGCUGCAGGCAUGGGAGCUAUGGGACUGGUAGCUCGUCCUCCAAUGCUCCACCACCUUUCUGCCAUGACAUUCACUCCGUUUGUUUCCUCUCCCUCCAUCAUGCCCUCAAUGAUUCCGGCAUGCCCUCCGGUUCGAGCAAAUUCUUCAGACCCCACCAAUACAAACGCCUCGGCUUCUUUGCCUGAUCCCUAUUGCGCUUUGUUGGCUCAGGCAUGUAAAUUUACGUAGGCCCACUUUUUUUUUUUAACUGAGGAACCCAGGUAAAUUUUAGGGCAUGAUGCCCGGACCAUAACCGGUGUAUCAAGUAAGUAAUAGUUUCACUAGUCGUGGCAGAGACUCGCAUUUAGUCCUUCUUUCUAACAAGAAAGAAUUGAUUUGUUAGU